GAGAGAGAGAGAGAGAAGGAGAGAGGCGACAAGAAACUCAACCUCCUCCCAGCCCGGGUGAAAGGAAACCCCGGCGAAGGCAAGCUAUGAAGCUGGAGGGAGGCAUACACCUGCAGCAGCAGCUCGAAGAUAAAGGUUACGGAUCGUCACAUCAUCAGCAUCAGCUGCAGCAGACCAGCAUGAGCAUCGAGUUGUGUUUGGUGUGCGGAGAUCGAGCUUCCGGUCGGCAUUAUGGAGCGAUCAGCUGUGAAGGAUGCAAAGGAUUCUUCAAACGUUCGAUCCGGAAGCAGCUCGGCUACCAGUGUCGCGGAUCGAUGAAUUGUGAGGUUACGAAACACCACCGGAACCGUUGUCAGUACUGUCGGUUGCAGAAGUGCCUUGCUUGUGGCAUGCGAAGUGACUCCGUCCAGCAUGAACGGAAGCCAAUACUCGACAAAAAGGAUGGCCAGUCGGGUCCGAACCCAAACAGCAAGUACAACCCACAUCGCAAUAAGGAGUACCAUCACCACCACCACAAUGCGAGCCUAAAGGGUGGCGAACAGAAGGGCGCCGGUGGUAGCGCAUCCUCCGUCUCAUCGGCGGCAGCUGCGGCCUCUUUCCUGAACUAUCUGCCCGGGUUUAGUUUGGCCGACUUCACGGCAAACCUUAGCAAGCGCACGCUGGCGGAUAAAGGAUCGGCCCUUUCGCUGUCAGGACGUGAUCAUCAAACGCAAGCCCAACAAGCGGCAUCCAGUGCAAUUGCUCACCAGUUCUCCACCGGUGUCGGUGGUGUAGGAAGCACAGGAAGCGGUGGUAGUCCCUUCGGAAGUUUGCAAUCGCUUAAAACGGAAGUUCCCGACCGGCAGUCGGGGCCGGAUCUUAGUUCCGUGUCGACUAGUGCGGCAGAUUCGAUCGCUGCCCUUAUUGGGUUGAAUACGACAGCAGCCGUGGCCGCGGUUGCCAUGUCGGGAGCCACGCUGGGUGCUGGGACACCUAGUGCUGCUGCUGCGGCCGCUGCUGCUGCAUCCUUGCUGGGUGCUGAGGAUUGUAGCGGUAGUGUUGGUGGAGAUAUUGGAGGAGGUGGGGGAGAUCGUGGUGGAGGUGCAGGUGGAGGACUUCGUGGAAGCGGCUCGAACAACAGCGUCACCGGAAGUGGUGGUGGGAUACCGUUUUCGUCCCUCGCUAUGGAUACGAGCGAAACGAACUCGCUGGACAAGUCGUUGCUUUGCAGCUCGCUCGAUUUCAUCCAGACGAUGGAGCAGGAGUUAAACAGCAAUCUGAACAACAACUUCGGCAUAAAGUCCGAACUGAACAACGGUAGUGACGAGGCAUGCAUCGAUUACGAUUAUGGUGGCAUCGGACGGGGUGAGAUGGCGCUGACGGAGGGCUGCGUCAACUUCGACAUUCAGGUGCCGAAUGUGCUGCCAAACUAUCUGAGUGUGCAUUACGUGUGUGAGACCGGAUCACGGCUGUUAUUCGCCACGGUGCAUUGGAUGAAGAAGAACCACGCGUUCCAGAUGUUGAGCGAAGGGUUCCAGGGUGACCUGGUGCGACAGGUGUGGCCGGAACUGUUCAUGAUUGGGCUGGCACAGAGCAGCGGCCAACUGUCGUUCAACACGAUCAUGCUGGCAUUGAUUCAGUACAUGAAAACGAUCGUUCUAAACAAAAAGUACAGCGGUGAUGUCAUCUGCUACCUGAAGAAGUACAUUCUUCUCAUACAGGAGUUCGUGAAUGAUCUGCAGAAGAUGAACCUGACCGAUCAGGAGUAUGCCUAUCUGCGACUGCUGUCCAUUUUCAAUCCAGAUAACGUAUUGCAGGACAAGGAGAAGAAUCAACAUCUCGUGAAGCUGCAAGAACUGGUGCUGGCGGAGUUCCGCGAGUACUACCGUGGCCGGCACGCACGUCUGGUGAGCAGUGAGAGUGAAGAAAACCUGCGCGGUGCCACGGAGGAAGAAGAAAACGACGAUGACGACGAUGAAGAUGAUUACUAUGAACGUAACCAGGGCCGUCAUCGCCGACAGCAUCGACGUGGUGGAACGGAAGGUAGCCACAGGCGCGAUCAAACCUCCGAUAGUGAGCAGCGUUUGAUAAAGCUGCUCCUGAAACUCCCAACAUUGCGGGCGCUCAACUCAAAGCGUGACCUGGAGGAUCUAUUCUUUAGCAACCUGAUCGGUCAGGUGCAGAUCGACAGCGUGCUGACGUACGUAAUGCAGACGAACGAUGGAGCGGUGUCGUUUGCAAAUUUAGUGCAGAAGUACGAACCGGCGGGCAGCAAUAACGGCAUCCCAUCCGCGAUGGAUAGUGACGAGUGAGGGAUGGCGUCAACCGACUGAUCGAUGUUCUAACAAUGCUGUUAACAAUCCGUGAGACGAUAGUGAAAUGCGUACGCGUGGCAGCAUAUUUUCCCAAAAGAGCCUUAGGUUAGUCGUAGUACGUUGUAUUUUGUAAACGACGAUUUGUGAACGAUUGUUUAAUGUUUUACCACCUUUUGGCAGCACCGUGUUCGGCUGUCCUUUAUCUUUUUAAAUGCACAAAGCGGGCCACUCAGCGGCGCAGUUGCUUUUUCAUUCUGUUAAUUGCUUCCAUCUACACGUAGCUCAAGUCAGUUUUAGAAAGAGUAGUAUUAUUAGCUUUCCUGUUUCUUGUUAGUAAAAAAAUGUUUAAUCAGUUACGCUUGCACGAAGAUAGCACAAGAUGCAGAAGAUAUUAGCGCGUACUGAAGCUCAUAAAGAAGAAGUUGGGCGCUGCAUAGUACCCCUCGGUAAUAUACGUCCAGAAAAGGCUAUUCGAUAUUUACUACAGUAUCUGCAUAGCAUUUGAUGCAUCGGCGAAUGUGCAUACCGAGGGAUGAAUUAUAUAUAUAUAUUUAGAAACACGUGCGCCUACAAAAACCACCUAACAAAACCUUAUUUUGGCUAGCAAACAUAUCCGUACCUGAGGAAGAUAGUAGUUGUUUAGAAAACGACCCUUUGAUCGUAAGUGGUAUUUAAUGUGGUUGCACAUGAUGGGACGCCAAAGGGAACGCGAAAAAUUAUACAAUUAGUGCAACUAUUCUCACACUACAACAAAUAACACAGCAAGGAUGAUCCGCGCGUAUAUUUGCGGAGGCGGUUUUCAUUGAACAAUGAGCAAUAUUUAGGGAUAAGUUGCACGAUAUUUUUUCCUCGUUCAAAAUAGGCCUGCGAAGGUUCAUGCUCCUGUUGAAAGUAUGACUGGUUAGGAGAUUCGGCAUUACCCGGGAGAUGUUUAUUUAUACACGGAUCAAGAAAAGUAUUGCGAAUAUUUCUUAAUAUGUUAUGGUUUGUGCAAAUAUUGCAAUAUAUUCGCCCUCCGUACACGACAAUACACCUGCGAAGUAGGGAAAAUACUUUGAAUAUUUGUGAGACAACACACAGGGUUAGCCUUA
Molecule: messenger RNA, 3385 nt
Organism: Anopheles nili
Lineage: Eukaryota; Metazoa; Arthropoda; Insecta; Diptera; Culicidae
Gene: Hr78
Product: nuclear hormone receptor HR78
Exons: 5
Coding region: 87-2291 (734 amino acids)
Biological process (GO): cell differentiation; regulation of transcription by RNA polymerase II; anatomical structure development
Molecular function (GO): nuclear receptor activity; RNA polymerase II cis-regulatory region sequence-specific DNA binding; zinc ion binding
Source: RefSeq, a predicted model, not a curated record